This is a messenger RNA of Gasterosteus aculeatus aculeatus (three-spined stickleback), 1479 nucleotides long. It is a transcript of the gene rsrc1, whose product is annotated as arginine/serine-rich coiled-coil 1. Gene Ontology annotation, cellular component: nucleus; cytoplasm. The record is from RefSeq and is a predicted model, not a curated record. NCBI's taxonomy places the organism in Eukaryota, Metazoa, Chordata, Actinopteri, Perciformes, Gasterosteidae. Gene Ontology annotation, biological process: alternative mRNA splicing, via spliceosome.
GCGGCGACUCGAUCUAUUGCUCUGUGUUAGAUUAUUCUUCUCUGGACUCGAUCGAUGCUUUCUCGUUCGAUGACUCGGGGCUGCGGAGCAGUGCAUGGCUGAGUUGUGGAGCUUCGCGAAGAUUUAAAAGCCAGCCAGCAUGGGUCGGCGCUCGUCUGAUAGCGAGGAUGACAGUCGGAGCAAGAAGAAGAAAAAGCAGCGUCGCCGGUCGUCGUCCUCUUCCUCCUCCUCCUCUUCCUCCUCCAACAGCAAGGUGGUCAGCAGCCGGACUCGGAGGUCCAGUCGCCGCAGCCGCUCUCGCUCCAGAGACAAGACCAAAGACAGGAGGAGACAGAGACGUUCCAGCAGCAGCUCGUCCCACAGUCCGUCUCGCAGGAGGAGGAGUCGCAGCACAGAGAGAGACAAGGGGAGGAGCCAUCGCUCACAUAGGUCACGCAGCCGGGACAAAAGGUCUCACUCUCGCCACCGGCGGUCUCGCAGUAAGAGCGGCAGCCGCAGCCGUCGGGGCACCCAGAGCCGCAAAAGAAGUGGCAGCCGCAGCCGCCGGAGGAGCCGGAGCCGCAGCAGAGAGCGGGACCGGAGCCGUCGCAAGGGCCGCGACCGGGAGAAGGAGAAGGAGCGGGACAGAGGGAGAAACAGAGACAAGGACAGAGAGGACAAGAGCAAGGACAAGGCAGCCAGAAAGGCGGAAGCCGCGAACAUCAAAGGCAGAUUAGAACAUCUGACUCCAGCAGAGCAGGCUAAGGUCCGAAUGCACAUGGUGCUGCAGGCUGCAGCUAAGACGGACGAGGUGCUGAAGGCCAAAGUAGCCAAGAGGGAGGAGGAGGCCCGCAUGAAACUAGAGGAUGAGGGGACUUCUCUGGAGGAGCAAGUGCGAAGGAAAAAGGACAUUGAGGCCAUCGAGAGUGAUUCCUUUGUUUCUCAGGCUUUCAAAUCAUCCAGGGAUGACAUAAAGGCUGAACCAGCUGAGGUGAAAGAGGAGUCGCAGGGCGCAGAUUCCCAGGACGUGGCUCUUCCCUUGUCUAUAGUCUACAACGACAGCGACCCGCUCGCCCAUCCCAGUUUGUUCAUGGACAAGGAGAGGGCAGAGGAGCUGUGGCACAACAGAUUGAUAUUGUUGCGGCAGGAGAGGCUCAUGGGAAGUCCUGUGACCUUGUGACCCGACGGACAACGGAAGAUCCAUCAUCUUCCCGAAGCAGUUUGAGCCCUCAGUCUGUCUUAUUUUAGGACUUCACAAUGUUUAUUACUUUACCCUUCAAGUAAUGUCUUUCUUUUGUAAAAACAUGUGAGAGUGACGGAAGUAAAAACUGUUUUGUCCUUAUUAUUUUAUUAAUGUAAUUCAAUUAAACAUUUUCCUGUUCUUAAUCUGACUUGUUUUGUUUUUAAUGAUGGACAAUCUUGCAGUGAGACAUGGUGAGGUGUUUUACUAUUUGGAUCUGUCCGCCUUUUGUAAUCAACUAGGUCAAUAAAGCUAUGAUA